CUAAGAGUAGCCAUUUACUGCUCCUGAAAAAACUCUGAAAGUAUGUUUCUUUCCUUUAUAGUUUUGGUGUGGAUCCCUGUUAUGAUAUUCGCUGCUAACGCAGUCGAAUAUGCAUCACACAAAUGUGUACUCAACACCACAAGACACGAAAACAACACUACUGCAUAUUAUCAAAAUCUUAUUAAAGUCCUUGAUUCACUUGCCUCAGAUACGUCCAUAAAUAAUAAACAGUUCUUAAACACGAGUGCUGGAACCAGUCAAAAAGACAUGGCGUAUGGCCUCUACCUUUGUCGGGCUGAUGUUCUGCCAAAUGAUUGUCGUAACUGUUUGCUUAAAGCUCGUGAAGAUAUCAACAAGACGUGCCCAUUCUCAAAAGCCGCAGUGGCAUGGAAUGAUAACUGCAUGCUACGAUAUGCAAACUACUCAAUGGUCUCUAAAACGGACUUAGACAUAUUUGAAUAUGCAUGCAACAACUUUAAUAUUUCUGAAAAUAGUUUAGAACAAAGCCGGUUUUGGGAAGUUACUAGGAGUAUGAUGGGCCGACUAUUAACCAAGUCUUUAACUGACGUAAAGAAACUUGCAUUUAACGAUGUAACCUAUAACGACACGAAAAAGGUUUAUGGAUAUGUGCAGUGCACACCGGAAUUAUCAGAUAUUGAUUGCCAUCAAUGUCUCCGAGUGAGUAUAGACCGUUUGCAGCAGUAUUGUUAUGGUAGUCAAGGAGCACGAGUGUUGGCCGCAAGUUGCAAUGUUAGAUUCGAGAUUUAUGAGUUUUUACAACCCGUGGCUCCACCGUCAGUGGACACUCCAGGGAAAAAGAAGACUUCAACAAUUGUAAUUGCAGCCAUUGUCUCUGCAUUCGUUUUUCUUGUACUGAUCGCUACUGUAAUCUAUUUUUGGGUCAUUAAGAAGCGACAUCACAACACAUCUGAUAGCUUGAUGGAUGGAAUUGAUGAAAAUAGAAUGAUAACUGAGCAAUCUCUACAAUUUGAACUGGACACCAUUGAAGCAGCCACAAACAAUUUUUCUAUCCAUAAUAAAAUAGGUGAAGGUGGAUUUGGGAGAGUAUACAAGGGAAUUCUCCAAAAUGGGCAAGAAAUAGCUGUGAAGAGGCUCUCGAAAAGCUCCGGACAAGGUGCAUUGGAGUUCAAGAAUGAGGUAGUGUUACUUGCAAAGCUACAACACAGAAAUUUAGUCAGACUUUUGGGAUUUUGCCUUCAAACGGAGGAGAAGAUCCUCAUUUAUGAAUAUGUUCCUAACCAUAGUCUUGACUUCUUUCUAUUUGAUCCUACAAAACAAGCACUUUUGGAUUGGUCGAAGCGUCACAGAAUAAUUGGAGGAAUUGCGAGAGGGUUGCUUUACCUACAUGAAGACUCUAGAUUAAGAAUUAUUCAUCGGGAUCUUAAGACGAGCAACAUACUGUUAGACGAAGACAUGAAUCCUAAAAUUGCAGAUUUUGGAAUGGCAAGAAUUGUUUUCGGAAAUCAAACACAAGCAAUGACAAAUAGAAUUGUUGGAACUUUUGGGUACAUGUCACCGGAGUAUGCAAUGCGUGGCCACUUCUCCGUGAAGUCAGAUGUGUUUAGUUUUGGAGUAUUGGUUCUUGAGGUUAUUAGUGGCAAGAGAAAUAUAGGGAUCAUUCAAUCUGGUUACAGAGACCUUGUAUGCCAUGCUUGGAAUAAGUGGAAGAAUGGAGAACCAAUUGAUAUACUGGAUUCAAAUGUGGGGAAUGAUAUCUCAAAGCAUGAAGUCUUACGUUGUAUAAAUAUUGCGUUAUUAUGUGUUCAAGAAGACGCCGAAUUAAGGCCUUCCAUGGCUUCUGUGGUCCUAAUGCUCAAUAGUAAUUCAGUUGCUUUACCUUUGCCACAAAAUCCUCCCUUUGAGUCUCAAAAUAAAGUUAGGCAUGAUACACCAAUUAUGGAAUCCAAUAUCAGUAGUAGUAUGAUCUGUGGUGCUCAAACUUCACUUAUUACUGAUGUACAUCCACGAUGAAGAUAAAUGAUAGAUAGAUGCUUUAUUGACUAUGUCUAAA
This is a messenger RNA of Erigeron canadensis, 2032 nucleotides long. Its product is annotated as cysteine-rich receptor-like protein kinase 15. Gene Ontology annotation, molecular function: protein kinase activity; ATP binding. Bases 43 to 1992 code for a protein of 649 amino acids. Gene Ontology annotation, biological process: protein phosphorylation. Lineage: Eukaryota; Viridiplantae; Streptophyta; Magnoliopsida; Asterales; Asteraceae. The transcript has 7 exons. The record is from RefSeq and is a predicted model, not a curated record.